Messenger RNA from Suillus clintonianus, 901 nucleotides. RefSeq lists its product as uncharacterized. The coding region runs from base 88 to 798 and encodes 236 amino acids. The record is from RefSeq and is a predicted model, not a curated record. The transcript has a single exon. Lineage: Eukaryota; Fungi; Basidiomycota; Agaricomycetes; Boletales; Suillaceae.
UUCGUUCUUCUACGAAGGUAAUACAGUAAUUUAUUGUCGACGAUAGCCAUCGACUGAGUCACUGGACCUCGUUCAACCAAUGUUCUGAUGUUCAUGCUUUGGAGACUUUUUGCGAUUCCCAUGAUGUCAAAUGUUGGCAGUCGGUCAAGCGUCUUGAUUCCCAUCCCUCACUGUUUCAAUAUCAAAGAGUUAUCAUCUGCAGCGCUUGAGCGAUCUCGAGUCCAGGAGUUGGUUCAGUGUAGCAAACAGCCGCUAGAUGAGCUCAAGCAAACGCUUGACCCGCUAUCGAGACAUCUAUUGAAUGGUCUGGCGUAUACCGUUGGUUCUGCACUAGGAUCUGAGCCACCAACGCGAGAGGAAUGCCUUACAGCAUUCAGCAUCCCCAACAAUGUGGGACUCACGGCUGGUGCUCGUGCAUGGUCAAAGCAUUCGCACCGUUCCCAAGGGGAGACACCAGGGAUAAAGGAUUUACCGGUCGAGAGAAACAACAAAGGGAAGAUGAAGACAAACACAGGGUGGUGGGGCACCCCUUCCGGCUCAGUUUCCUCCAUCAACGAUCGUGCACUGGCACUAUUUGAACGAGUGGUGGAUAAAUCAACUUGGAGAAAUCUCCACUGGCUGCCGCAUCAGGUCCUAGUAUAUGAAGCGCGAGUGGCAGAAGGAUAUGGCAUGCGCUGGUCCCAGGAUCGCAGUGUCUUGGAGAGCGGGGAAGUUGUUGCUGAACUCCUUUCGUGGACGUUUCGAGGAUUUGUGGAGCCGAUGAUAGAAAAUGGUCAUGAAGUAGGAUGGAAACAUUGAAUUUAAAUACCCAGCAAUAUCGUUUUCAAUACUCAAGCUUGAAGCUUCAUUCGUUGCUCAACAUAUGCACGAUGGCUAGAAAUCUAGAGACAAGUCGAGGAGC